Perognathus longimembris pacificus (Pacific pocket mouse) is the source of this 731-nucleotide messenger RNA. Its product is annotated as probable hydrolase PNKD. The record is from RefSeq and is a predicted model, not a curated record. The coding region runs from base 138 to 560 and encodes 140 amino acids. The transcript is spliced from 3 exons. NCBI's taxonomy places the organism in Eukaryota, Metazoa, Chordata, Mammalia, Rodentia, Heteromyidae.
UCUCUCGGGUCUCCCCGCGGGCUUCUGGGAAGUGUAGUUUCUGGUCUGUGGGCCGGACGGAAGGAGCGGGGGAGGCCCCUUACGCAAACUACAAUUCCCGGCGGGGAGCGCGGUGAACGGGGGGGUGGGAUCUGAACAUGGCGGCGGUGGUAGCAGCUACGGCGUUGAAGGGCCGGGGGGCGAGAAAUGCCCGCGUCCUCAGGGGGAUCCUCUCAGGAGCCACUAAUAAGGCUUCCCAAAACAGGACCAGAGCCCUGCAAAGCCACAGCUCAUCGGAGUGCAAGGAGGAGCCUGAGCCUCUGCCCCCUGAGCUGGAAUACAUUCCCAGAAAGAGGGCCAAGAAUCCCAUGAAGGCUGUGGGACUCGCCUGGGCCAUCGGCUUCCCCUGUGGUAUCCUCCUCUUCAUCUUCACCAAGCGGGAAGUGGACAAGAACCGUUUGAAGCAAAUGAAGGCUCGGCAGAACAUGAGGGCGUCCAACAUGGGCGAGUAUGAGAGCCCAAGGUUCAGGGCCUCCCAACAUUCCACAGCCCUUGAAGUUAAAUCUGGGUCUCAGGCCUGAAAAGCACUGCAACCCUCCCUUAGACUGUUUUGACUGUAUUGGCCAACUCUGGUCAUUGCCUUUGAGGUCCACCAGAGGGCGUGUGAAGCCCAAGCUGUUGCCAUCCCCUGCCUAUCCCAUUACAGAGGAGCCCACUAAAGGCAAAUAAAGUUUUUGAGUGGUGGAAAGGAA